AUGAAGAAGAAUUUUCUCUUAUUGAUUCUUCUCUUUCUAAUUCAAUUUUCUGUAUCACUUUCUUCCUCGAAUGAGACUGACCAACAAGCUUUACUGGCUUUCCAAAAUCUUAUUACACCUCCCAAUCAUUUUUUGGCCAAUAAUUGGACCAAAAAUACUUCUUUUUGCACUUGGUUUGGUGUCACUUGUACUCCAAAAAGGCAAAGGGUUAUAGCCUUGACUCUUCCUAAUUUGCAACUACAAGGUACAAUUUCCCCAUCGUUGGCCAAUUUGUCCUUUCUCAGUGUUCUCAAUCUCAAGAACAACUGCUUCCACAGUGGCAUCCCCUAUGGACUUGGCCAACUGCCUCGCUUGCGAGUGAUUAACGUUAAAAACAACCAGCUCAACGGAAGUAUACCGACAAGUCUAUUUCAACACAGGAGAGUUCAAGUAAUUUCAUUGGCUUUCAAUGAACUCAGUGGUGAAAUGUGGAGAGGGCCAUGGUAUGUACCCCAACUGAGCGUCUUAAAUCUCAGGAAUAAUAGCCUCACGGGUAUAAUUCCUCCUUCUGUUGGAAAUGCCACACAAAUGAUGAACUUCAGUUUGUAUGGGAAUAGAGUCAGCGGCAACAUUCCAAAGGAGGUCGGUAAUCUGAGCCAGAUUGCAUUUUUAUCCUUGGCCGAUAAUCAAUUAACAGGUUCCAUUCCAGCAACACUGUUUAAUAUCUCGUCCCUACUUGCCGUAUCUGUGUCACUCAAUAGCCUUUCUGGUCCUCUCUUGCUAAAUGAAGGCAAUAUUGUGUCGAAUCUGUACUUUUUAAGUAUAUCUAAAAACCAAAUUUCUGGUUGCAUUCCUUCCAACAUAUGCCAACUCACGGAGCUCCAAGUUUUGUCCAUAUCUUUCAACAACAUAUCUGGAGACAUACCUAGAAAUAUUGGUUGUUUAUCCAAGCUCGAGAUGUUCUUCAUUGGCGGAAAUCCAAUAGAAGGGACUAUUCCCACUUCAUUGGGAAAUAUUUCCACUCUGCAAUAUCUUGAUUGUAUCAACAAUUGGAUGGAGGGGAAAAUUCCUACAGAAUUAGGGAAGCUAUCAAAUUUGAGGCAAUUACGCUUUGACAAUAAUUCUAAUCUUAUUGAAUAUGGCUCGGAGGGAAUAGUGUCCACUAGUGGUGAUGUUUAUAGCUACGGCAUCAUGUUGAUGGAGGUUUUGGCGAAAAGAAGGCCAACAGAUGAAGAGAUAUGCAAUGAAAAUCUUGACUUGAGGAAAUGGAUCACACAAUCAUUUUCAGGGAGUAUGAUGGACGUUGUGGAUGCCAAUCUUUUUUCUGAGGAUGAACAAAUCACUAGUAAAAGUGAAAUGUGCAUAGCAUCCAUGAUAGAAUUGGGCUUAGACUGCACAAAGGAAAUGCCGGAAUCAAGAGUGACUAUGAAAGAAGUAGUGAAGAGGCUUAACAAAAUCAAGAACGCAUUUCUGGAAACAUAG
Molecule: messenger RNA, 1461 nt
Organism: Solanum tuberosum (potato)
Lineage: Eukaryota; Viridiplantae; Streptophyta; Magnoliopsida; Solanales; Solanaceae
Product: LRR receptor-like serine/threonine-protein kinase EFR
Exons: 2
Coding region: 1-1461 (486 amino acids)
Biological process (GO): protein phosphorylation
Molecular function (GO): receptor serine/threonine kinase binding; protein kinase activity
Source: RefSeq, a predicted model, not a curated record